Cynoglossus semilaevis (tongue sole) is the source of this 3123-nucleotide messenger RNA. It is a transcript of the gene actr1b, whose product is annotated as actin related protein 1B. The transcript is spliced from 11 exons. The coding region runs from base 257 to 1390 and encodes 377 amino acids. Lineage: Eukaryota; Metazoa; Chordata; Actinopteri; Pleuronectiformes; Cynoglossidae. The record is from RefSeq and is a predicted model, not a curated record.
CGCUAGUGCUGUUCGCCAUUAGCCGUUGACAACGAUGAAGAAGAAGCGGCUGACAGUCAAGCCGUUCUACAAUGUGAUUGGUUGUUUUUGCUGGAGGCGGAGCCAGACUUCAGCUGCAGCAGUACACAGAGGAGCGGCAGCGGCGGCCGACUGUGCUGUGACGGAGCGUUAUUGUUGUUUUACAUGAACUAAACACUACACGCGGUCGAGCACCCGCACGGUUCAACAGAAACGCAUCUGAAAAAGCCAGGCUGUUAUGGAGUCCUACGACAUCUUAGCUAAUCAGCCGGUAGUGAUUGAUAAUGGCUCAGGUGUUAUUAAGGCUGGGUUUGCUGGUGACCAGAUACCCAAAUACUGUUUUCCUAACUAUGUGGGACGCCCCAAACACGUGCGUGUGAUGGCAGGAGCCCUGGAGGGAGACCUUUUUAUAGGACCCAAGGCAGAGGAACACAGGGGUUUGUUGUCUGUACGAUAUCCCAUGGAACAUGGAAUCGUGAACGACUGGAAUGACAUGGAGAGGAUCUGGCAGUACGUUUACUCCAAGGAGCAGCUGCAGACGUUCUCUGAAGAGCAUCCUGUUUUGCUGACAGAGGCUCCGCUCAACCCUAGCAAGAACAGGGAGAAGGCUGCAGAGAUCUUCUUCGAAACCUUCAACGUUCCUGCACUCUUCAUCUCGAUGCAGGCUGUGCUGAGCCUGUACGCCACAGGUCGCACCACUGGAGUUGUUUUGGAUUCAGGAGACGGUGUCACCCACGUCGUGCCCAUCUACGAGGGCUUUGCCAUCCCACACUCAAUCAUGCGUGUGGACAUCGCUGGCAGAGACGUGUCUCGGUACCUGCGGCUCCUGCUGCGCAAGGAAGGCUACAACUUCAAUACCUCUGCAGAGUUCGAGGUUGUCCGCACCAUCAAAGAGAGAGCCUGUUAUCUGUCCCUCAACCCUCAAAAAGAUGAAACUUUAGAAACAGAGAAGGCUCAGUAUGUCCUGCCUGAUGGAAGCACCUUAAACAUUGGCCCAGCGAGGUUCCGCCGCGCUCCAGAGCUUCUUUUCAGACCUGACCUGAUCGGCGAUGAAAGCUCGGGCAUCCACGAGGUCCUGGCCUACGCCAUCCAGAAGUCUGACAUGGACCUGCGCCGCACACUGUUUUCAACUAUAGUGUUGUGUGGAGGCUCAACACUGAUCAAAGGAUUUGGGGAAAGACUAUUAACUGAAGUGAAGAAGCUUGCACCUAAGGAUGUGAAGAUCAAGAUCUCAGCUCCUCAAGAGAGACUCUACUCCACAUGGAUUGGUGGCUCAAUCCUGGCCUCACUGGACACCUUCAAAAAGAUGUGGGUGUCGAAGCGGGAAUAUGAAGAAGACAGAGCACGUGCCAUCCACCGGAAGACCUUCUAGUUUGGGACAGCCUUUCUGGAAACCCCCCUCAAAACGGCCCUCAACACCCCUGCCCCUCCCAUCCUCCAUCAUACUGUCGGGGACUGCUGCACUCCUGCACCUGCCAUCUCCUUUUUAACCACUCUCCACCUCCUGUGUUGUCACCCUCCUACCUCACCUGACCCUCACCCCUCCCUGAAAAACACCUCUGUUUGUCUCUCCUCAUUUUGUUUUUUCUUAGUUUUUUUCUUUCCUCCUGCUGUCCGGUGACGGUAAAGGCACUCACCACCUCACCUCUCUCCCCCCCAGCUUCACCACCUUUUACCGCAAGGGGGCCAUCAGGGUACAUCAGAGGGCAACAAUUAGCACUGUGGACUCCUUUGUUGAGUUCACAGCCAAGUAUUGGUGUUGCUCUCUCACCCACAAUGCCCUGUGAGGUGUACAAUAUCAUGAAUUGUCAAUAAACGUGAAUGUUUUUUUUUUAUUUGCUACUCUUUAAAAUGUCCAUUCCAAAAGCAAAGUUUUAGAUUUUUAUUUUACACCAAUUUUGUAGGACUUUUCUUUAUUUAGUCUCUGAUGUGGGUGAGCUCAUACAGCACAGAACAAGGAUCUGAACGGCUACAGCAGCGUACAGUGCUAGUGGUGUAAAAGACAACAACUGUAAUAUAUUCAUAUUGGCCUUAUCUGCUCAGUUACUUAACGUUAAUGCGGUUUAUUUAUCAACAUUGGAACUUUGCAUAGAUUAGCUCGUUAUCAUCAUGUCAUUGUUGUAAUGGUCAUUGUGAUCAGUGAAGGACAGUCAUUUCAAUUUCUCCCGUCUCCUCCGACUGACACAGGUCUGUGUGUUGUGCUGCAACCAGUUUUCACAAGAACAGAUUUUUUUAGCCUCAACGUCCCCCCUGUACAACUUGCUUUCAGCUUUUUAUUUGCCACAAAGACAAUUCUAUAAUUUCUUACGAUUCGCCUUUGAUUUGUGGGCAGUCAGAAAUAUUAAGUAGAUGAUCAAGCAGAGGCUUUGAAAGCCCUGACGGAGAUGGUGCUUAACGGUAGAGUGGAACAUUUGGAACUAAAGCAUCAGGAAAUGUAGGGCUGCACUUUGUUGAACGUGGCAACACGUUCACUCAAACGUACUGUUUUAGCAGAUAUCUGGACUAAAGCUCGAAAAAUAUUUUUUGAUUAAAUUACAAUCAUGCGCAAAGUGGACUUUGUGCUUGUUUACAGGCGUUGGUUGAAUUGGAUAUAUCUAAAGAUGCAGCUUAUCAAGUGAAAACUCGGUCGAAUUUGCCUUUUUUGAAGAAGUGACAGCUUUACACACCUUUGUUGGUGACUCUUUCAGAUUUCUUCAAAGCUCCAGGCGUCAAUGUCUUUAGUGAGAACUCUUCAGUCAGCUACAGGAAGCCAGGACCGUCAACAAAUAGUCCUCAUAUUUCCCCUCACUCUUCUCUCUGUCUCUCUCCAUUUCCAUGUCUGUGUACUUUGUUUGGCUCUUAUGAUUUCCCUGCAUCUCGGUGGCAGUGAAGCGGUCAUGUUCACACCUUAUGCCAACUGUGUCCACGCUGCAGCAUCACGGAUGAUUUGGGAGAAAACAAAGAGAAUAAAUAGGUAAAGUCUCAUCAGCCUUGUGUACAGUGACGUGCUGUUCGACAACCACAACAGAUUGGUCAACAGACAACCAAUGUACAAAACUGUUUAUUCCAGUGUUUGCUUUUACUUUUUCGUAAAUUCAAUAUAAUAAAUAAGUUAAUGGCUGCUGA